This is a messenger RNA of Hydra vulgaris (swiftwater hydra), 1305 nucleotides long. RefSeq lists its product as uncharacterized. NCBI's taxonomy places the organism in Eukaryota, Metazoa, Cnidaria, Hydrozoa, Anthoathecata, Hydridae. The record is from RefSeq and is a predicted model, not a curated record.
UUUCCAUAUAGGGAUUUAGUUCAUAUAAUUCAAACAGAAUAAAAGGAUUUAUUUCACGACAGUUUUAAGAAAACAAUAUAAACUUGGUUUAAAUUUUGAUGUACUAACAACGUUGGUGGAUAAUAAUAGCGAUAUAUAACAUGUGGAAACUUUUAUUUGCAACUUUUGUGGUUAUUUGCCAUGCCAAGUCAGAAAAUUUUUCUUUUAUGAAGGAAGAUAUGGAGAAACUAGAACAAGAAUUGAAAAAUGUGAACCUAAAAGAGGCAGCUAAAAAAUCACUCAAGGAUAUGACCACAGACGAGUUAGUAGAAGAACUUAAAAAAGAAAUAGGGUUCACUAAAAAAAGUAUUGAAGAUAAUUUUAAAAUCAAUGUUGAUGACAUUGACUUGAAAAAGUCCGAGAGCUUGGAAGAUGCAAUGUGGGCAAACACUCUAUCCUUAAUGGACAAAGAGUUGGCUGACUCAACACUAAAACGAAAUGUUGAUGGACAAAAAUGUGAAGAUCUUGUUGACUGUAAUCCAUAUAAAAAGUUUUGUGACACUGCUGAGUAUAAACCUAUAUUAACUAAGAGAUGUCCAAAAUUCUGUGGUUAUUGUCAUGCAGGUACCACAAUUGUUGAAGAAGUUGAAUGUAAAGAUAACCCUUCAGCUCAGUGUAAAGCUUUAGAAAAGAAUUGUUUUAAGGAUCCUCGAGUACCAAAAUUUUGUCCUAAGACAUGUGGAAUGUGUCGUGCAGAAGCACCACCAAAAUGUUCACAAAGUGAGUUCGGCUGUUGCUGGGAUAAAGAAACAACAAAGUUAGAUGUCGAGGGGAAAAACUGCCCUGAAUGUGAAAACGUAUACAAUAGUGCUUGCCAAAUGUUUAAAGCUGAAUGUAACAGUCUUCUCGAGCCUGGUGUGUUUAUGAGAAAAAAUUGUCCAAAAACCUGUGAUCUCUGUAGUGACGAAUGUAAAGAUAGCGCCAAACAAUCUUUCUAUUGUGCUUUUUGGAAAAACGAGUUAAAAUGGUGCGAAUCGAAAAAAGACAUUAUGAAACACUAUUGCCCUAAAACAUGCAACUUUUGUUAAGUUGGUGUCGAUAGUUUUUCUUUUUUUUUUUUCUUGUUUCUUUAAGUUAAAAUUUUCUUGCAUGGGUACUUUUUUUUAAAAAAUAUUUUUAUUAAAAAUGUAAAAACGACUUAUUUGUAUAUAAUAUGUUUUAAGUUUUUUUUACAGCCGGGGAUAAGGCUUUCGUCAUUUUUAUUGGAGAUUUAAACAGUUUUGUGCUUUAUUUGUAAUAUUAUUAGAAAAUAAUUACUCUAUAUAG